CUACAAUUAAUCAAUGUGUGUUGCAAGGGUCCGGGAGAUUUGUAGCUGCCGCAGUGGCCGGUCCCAGUUGUAGGUUUUAUAGACUCUGCCCGGACCAUACGCAGUGCUGGAUUUCGCAGUUCGAUCUUCACGUACGCGCGUCUCAAGUGAAAGAGAUCAGCAGAGGGCUUCACACUGACACAAGCGUCGCAUCUCAUGUUCGGCGUCCGAACGUCAACAGAGCUUCUGACACCAGAUCGAUAAAGGGUUCAAAAGGUCAGAAAUGAGGCCUAUGCACAAAACAUCCACCACCAGCUCUUUAGGGGCCACUACAUGGAGCGUGGACAUACAAUCUGACCAGAAGUUUCACACAGCCAAAACUCAGAGCAUAAUUGGAUUUCCUUUCCCUGAGUGAAAAGACCAUUGACUAUUGACACCAAAUCCAACGAUUCCUGAGCAACACCAACAAGCUACGAUCACUAAUCUGUCUCUAUAGAUACACUUGUCUAUAAAUUCCACAUCAUAUCCAAAACCAGUUAGAGCCUUGUUUUUACUUCCUGUGGGACACCAUUUAAAAUUGUACCUUAGUGGAAGAGUCAUGUGUGAAUCACAGACAUCCAGUUCAACUUAUUCAAGUGGAAAGGGGGGAGGGAUGGUGACCAGUGCCUUAUUCUGGUGGGCCAUGGCUGUCCUAUUUUUUUCAUUUUGGCAGGUGCCUGUUACCCAGGCUGACUGUUGGUUGAUCGAAGGGGAAAAAGGUUUUGUGUGGCUGGCAAUCUGUAGCCAGAACCAACCACCUUAUGAAGCUAUCCCAUUACAUAUCAACAGUACCAUCGUUGACCUGCGGCUCAAUGAAAACAAGAUUCGGAGCAUCCAUUUUUCUGCUCUAAGUCGUUUCAGUAACCUCACCUACCUGAACUUGACUAAGAAUGAUAUCUCCUAUAUAGAGGAUGGGGCUUUCUCUGCUCAGUUCAAUCUACAAGUAUUGCAGAUUGGCUUUAACAAACUAAGGAACUUGACUGAAGGAAUGCUGAGAGGCUUGGGCCGGCUGCAGUACCUAUACCUUCAGGCUAAUCUGAUUGAGACUGUGUCACCGAAUGCCUUCUGGGAAUGCCCUGCCAUUGAGAAUAUUGACCUAUCCAUGAACAGGAUUCAGCAGUUGGAUGGAAGCACAUUCCGUGGUCUGUCAAAACUAACAACUUGUGAGCUCUACUCAAACCCAUUUAGUUGCUCCUGUGAGCUACUGGGAUUCCUACGCUGGUUAGCAACAUUCCCUAAUAGGACAAGUGAGAGGAUGGUAUGUGAUACACCAGGUGACUUUUCUGGUUAUAGCCUCCUAAGCCAGAAUCCAAGGAUGCCAAAAUUCCGGAAUGCUUUCCAUGCCCUUUCUACUGUCUGCACAGAUUACAAUGUAACUCCAUAUCUUCUUGGAUCUUCAGAUGGGGGCACACCCACAAUCCUGCCAGAUCUGAGCCCCUGUGGAUUUGAUGACUGCCCUUCAGGAACACCUCCCGAUGAGCCCAUCAGUAUUAGCCCAACAUAUUUUGACCCAGAUGCUCGUCCAAUCAUAAAACUUAAAGAGGUGACUCACACAAGUGCAGUUAUCACAGUCCAUAUUCCAAACCCUUUCCGCAAAAUGUACAUCCUUGUCCUUUACAAUAACAGCUUCUUCACAGAUAUACAAAACCUCAAAAGCCAAAGGGAGGAAAUUGAUUUGCCGAACCUUAAAUCUCAUACAGACUACACAUACUGUGUAGUAUCCAUACGCAACUCCUUAAGGUUCAACCAUACCUGCCUGAUCAUCUCCACUGGACCUAGAACCAUGCGAGAACGUGUACCAAAUGACCCUACAGCUACUCACUAUAUCAUGACCAUACUGGGCUCCUUCUUUGGAAUGGUCAUUGUACUGGGUGUGGUGUGUCACUGCCUGAGGAAACGCAAGUACCAAGAAGAGCCAAAGAGCAAGAAACUUGAGAAGAUGAAAAGGAAUUUGAUUGAGAUGAAAUAUGGGGGUGAACUGGAAAGUGGGACUAUCUCACAGCUACCACAGAAGCAAAUGAUGUCCACUGGAGAGAGCAUUCAGAGGAUGCCAUAUUUACCAUCUGCCAGUGAAACAGACCAGUAUAAAGUGCAGGAGAUGUCGGGAACACCAAAAACAACAAAAGGAAACUACAUGGAAGUAAGGUCUGAGCAGCCCGAGCGAAUGGAGUGUGGUGUCCCCCCAUCUGAGAACAGCCAAGGCUCUGUGGCCGAGAUAUCAACAAUUGCCAAGGAAGUAGACAAAGUGAAUCAGAUUAUAAACAAUUGCAUUGAUGCACUCAAAUCUGAAUCAGCAUCGUUCCAGGCUGUGAAAUCUGGUGCUGUAUCCACAGCUGAGCCACAGCUGGUUCUUAUAUCAGAGCACCCACCAGGCAAGUCAGGUCUUCUAUCACCUGUGUACAAAGGGGUCUACCACCACCCACUUCAGAGGCACCACAGUAUGGAAGCACCAUCUAAGCGUGCCAGCUCAUCAUCAAGUGGGUCAAUGCGUAGCCCUCGAUCUUUCCGCUCUGAAGGAGCCUAUCGGUCAGAGUCCAAAUACAUUGAGAAAGCAUCUUUGGAUGAGUCAGGAAUCCUAACGGUCACCCCUGCUGCUGCAAUACUUAGGGCAGAGGCAGAGCGGAUACGACAGUACAGUGAGCACAGGCACUCGUAUCCCGGACCUCACCAGGUAGAGGACCCACUGGAAGUUCCAGGGAGUCGAAAGUCAUCUAUCUUGGAGCCUCUGACACGCUCACGGCCACGUGAGCUCUCUUACGCCCAGCUCUCACCGCAAUACCACAACCUCAGUGGUUACUCUAGCCCUGAGUACAGCUGCCGGCCGUCCCUUAGCCUAUGGGAACGAUUCAAACUCCACCGCAAACGUCACAGAGAUGAAGAAGAGUACAUGGCUGCGGGGCACGCAUUACGGAGAAAAGUACAGUUUGCCAAAGAUGAGGACUUACAUGAUAUCCUCGACUACUGGAAGGGUGUUUCUGCUCAGCAGAAAUUAUGAUUUUGUAGUAACUUCAAGUGUGGUCAGUUGAAUGUGGUCAAUCACUUCUCUGGACCAAAAAACCAGUCUUGAUAAUUGAAUAAAAAUGAGUCAUUUUUAGAGUUAUAGCUUAGAUAUAAUUCUAAAUUCAUUACACUUUUUCACCAUUUGAGAAUAAAAAUACAGUAGAUCUCGCAGUGAGUGUAUGUGCCAAAUGAUAGAUAACUUUUAACAGUAUUAACCUCAAAUCAAGACAUUUUUAUAUAUCAAAAGUAACAUUAGGAUAUUAUUGUAUUAAUUAUUCUUACUACCAUUAUUGUUACUACUAUUAUUGCCAUUAUCAUUAUAACCAUUAACGUUCCUUAUUAGUAUUAUAAUUAAGAUUGAUUAAUCUUAUUGAUUACUAUAAUUAACCUUUGGUUAUCGCAUGGCCGUGUCCUGUGACAGUAUAUUGACUGUUGUGCACUUGGAGCAAAGGACUUACUCAAAAUGUUUGCCGAACACUGUUUUGCCACAACAUAAAAUUUCAAAACAGACUGUGCUACUUUGAAAAUACUUUUUCCCUCAUCUUUAGUGACUGUUGAAUAGGAAUACUGCAGAGUUCUCCACCUACUUAUGGGAAUUUGCAUAGAGAAAUGUUCUACAUUUGCCACAAAAGCACAUCUGUGUUGACUUUUAAAACAAAGACUUUUGGAAAACAGUUUCUGUUAGUGCUUUCUUAGUUAUCUUUUGUAAAGUUUAUGUUCAAACCUGCAAUGAAUGUCUCAAGUCCUUAUGGAUCCAAUCUGCACUGUUCAAUUACACAGAAAUACACAGAGAAGCAAAACAAGCUAUUAAACAUUUCCCCAAUGUUUAUUUCAAAAAGACAUUUACAAUGUUAAGCAGCACUGCUGGGGAAACUCAAUUUACAAAUGGAAUCUGUCUAUUUGACAUACACAAUGGUGUACACAAUUCAUAUAUAGGAGAAUGAAUGUAUAAAGAGUAAUCUAACUUAAUCCAACACUCUGUGUAACCACUUUAAUUUGUAUUUGCCAUUUAUGUCUUUGGCCUCUGUUAUUUGGUGAGUUUCUGAGCUUAAAUUCAUUUCACUGUGUAAUAGGGAUAAAAGUUUGGAUGUUGUGUCAGACCACCUCUACCACAUUAAGACUCUAAAUGACUCUGACCUCCAGACCAGUUUCAUAGAUCAGCUCUGUAUGAAAAUAUGUCUCACAGAGAUACUUCUUCCCCAUCAGCGUGCGCUAAACUGCCGACCCUUGCAAUUUUCUAACAGAAUAACCUUUUCUCAAAGUCAACAAUGAUAGACUAUUAAGAUUUCACCACUGGAACUGUGCUAUAAAUUCUGAAGAACACUUCACUAUAAAGAGGGGACUGUCAUUAUAGAACUCUGCCAUUAUAGCAGCUCUGACUAUACUACAGUUCUCUACAGGAUUUGAUUUGUUUCCAAGGGCUCUAGUUUGAUGAUGGGGAAAAAAACAACAUAAUCAACAGAAAAGAUAAGAUUGUUGAAACAGAAUGUAGAGCAGCUUUUGAGUUAGUAUUUCAUACAUAGAAAAAAAAAUAUUAAACAGAAACAAUGUGAAAAUAAAAUUUCAAAUUUAACAACAUACUAAUUUGUAUGUGUAAAACUAACACAUAAAUAGCAUUAUGCUGAUUAAUCAGAUAAACAAGGGCCAAGAGUUAUAUUUCAGUAAAUAAUACACCUCCAUGUGUUAAUUAGCAUCUUCUUAAUGUAGAUUUGCCCCCCAAGAAAUUGCAUAUAUAAUGCUCCUGAACAUUAUGCUAAAGCCAUAAAUUGGCAAUUGCUUUAUUAAUGCAUUGCAUCAAUGGUGGCAGGCAAAUCAUUUACAUUUUCUAAAUUUAUAGGUGUAACACUCAUAUUUAAUUUUCCAUCAUUAAACCAGAGCCCUAAUAAAUCUUUAAA
Messenger RNA from Electrophorus electricus (electric eel), 4913 nucleotides. It is a transcript of the gene elfn1b, whose product is annotated as extracellular leucine-rich repeat and fibronectin type III domain containing 1b. The record is from RefSeq and is a predicted model, not a curated record. Lineage: Eukaryota; Metazoa; Chordata; Actinopteri; Gymnotiformes; Gymnotidae. Gene Ontology annotation, molecular function: protein binding. Gene Ontology annotation, cellular component: plasma membrane.